Molecule: messenger RNA, 990 nt
Organism: Cimex lectularius (bed bug)
Lineage: Eukaryota; Metazoa; Arthropoda; Insecta; Hemiptera; Cimicidae
Exons: 5
Coding region: 165-950 (261 amino acids)
Biological process (GO): cellular response to oxidative stress
Cellular component (GO): cytoplasm
Molecular function (GO): glutathione disulfide oxidoreductase activity
Source: RefSeq, a predicted model, not a curated record
UUGUAGUGCUGUAAGAACAUAAUAUUCGUGUAUGUUUGUGUCUAUGUGAACGUGUUUGAUCCGGUCUUUUCACCGGGUGGCUGUUGAAUCUCCUUGUUGUAAACACUUUAACAUAAUUACCAGUGAUACAUAUAUCUUGAGAUUAGGCACAUCAUUAUUACUCAAUGUUUGCCAAAAUUGUUUGGUUUUCCUAUGAAGAAUUUUUUAACUACACCUACAAGAAAUCAUUGAUAGAAAAACAUAACAUCUCUGUGCUUAUGAAUGCCAUCAUCAAUUGCACCACAGUGACAUGCCACUACAUUCUUAGUCCUCCUGAUCACAACAGAAGGCCAAUAAUUGGGGUUGCCUGCUGCAAGAGUGAUCGAAGGUCUCCAGAGAGAAAACUGUUAGAUAAAUUGCUAAGUAAACAUCGAGUCCUUAUAUUUGGUAAAUCUGAUUGUCCUUUUACUUUGCAGAUGAGGCAGUUAUUUUCAAAAUUGGGUGUUAUGUUUACAACUAUUGAAGUUGAUAAAUGUUGUGAUGAUAAGUUUAAACAAUAUCUUGUUACACAUACAAGACUCUCAACGGUGCCGCAAGUAUUCAUUGAUGGCAAAUUUAUUGGUGGAGCUUCACAUGUGUUGAAGAAACAUGAAAAUGGGGAUUUAAAAGUUAUACUUUGUCAUUUAGACCCUCAAUGUUUGGCAGCAGCACAUAUAGCAGCAUUGAAGAAAAAAUGUAAUCCUGUGUUCAUAAGACCAAAACCCAAAAUUGUGGAAGUGUCAUCAUCAUCAUCAUCAUCUUCUUCUUCUACUUGUCCUAUUCCUCCAAACUAUGAUCCUUGUGCUCCUAAGGUGUACAACCCAGACUGCGAUAAGAUAACCAAAGUACCUCGUCUUCACAAAUCUAAACAUAGAUCUAGAAACAUUAACAUGGCAUGUAGGCCAACACCUUGUACAUCUUGUGCUAGAUAGUGUUGAUUGUUAAAGUUUAAAUAAAUUUUACUUGUCUCUC